Eimeria maxima is the source of this 2838-nucleotide messenger RNA. RefSeq lists its product as hypothetical. Gene Ontology annotation, biological process: phenylalanyl-tRNA aminoacylation. Gene Ontology annotation, cellular component: mitochondrion; cytoplasm. Gene Ontology annotation, molecular function: phenylalanine-tRNA ligase activity; ATP binding; tRNA binding. Lineage: Eukaryota; Apicomplexa; Conoidasida; Eucoccidiorida; Eimeriidae. The transcript has a single exon. The record is from RefSeq and is a predicted model, not a curated record. The coding region runs from base 1 to 2838 and encodes 945 amino acids.
AUGAGGGGCCCUCUCCGCUUUGUCCUACGCGGCAGGCUCUGCACACGGGGGGCCCCUACCUGCGGGGCAGCAACUGCAAGGGACUCCCGGGGGUGUCCGAAGGCCUCCUCUUGGUCUCGCGAUAUCAAAUCCAGAUCAGCAUCUGGCGCUGCAUUAGCAACACCACCCAUAGCCUCCUCAGUGUCAGCUGCGGCGGCGGCAGCAGGAGCAGCAACUUCGGCGGCAGCAGCAUCUGCAGCAUUUGUUGCAGCAGCAACAGCAAGGAGAUCCGGGCUACGCUUGCUCUGCUCGCAGGCUCCCUAUGCUACCGCUACAAACACCACGAAGGUAUCACGAUCAAGUUGUGGGCCCACAGGGCCGGCUGCAGCAGCAGCAACUACUUCAGCAGCACUUGCACGAGCACGAACAACUGUAGCAGUGCAAACUACGGCAGAGAAUGUGGUAGCUCCGGCAAAAGAAGCACCUGCUGAUGCUGCAGCAAAGGGAAAAGCAGUGUUAGCACGUAAUGCAGCAGCAAAGCGUGUAUCAGCGUCGCCUGCACUGUCUGCAGCAGCAGCAGCAGCCACAGUAGAAUCAGCUGACGAUGCGGCAAAACACAUCGCAUCAGAUGAUUUCGACCCAACCGCAGCAGGGAGGGGAGCAGGAGGAGCAGCCUGCGCACCGGCAGAAGCAGAAGGACGAGCAGUAGAAGCAAUAGAAGCAGGAGGCGAAACAGCGGAAGCAGCAUCAGCAUCAAUAGCCCAACAGCUGUCAGCUCUGUGGGGCCUCCCCCCUAAGCCACCCCACAUACCUCAGAUUGUAUGGACAGGCUUGCUGCGGGGGCUGCACCUCUCCCCUUCGAACCCAAUUGGCAUCACUGCUGGCCUGCUGCGGGAGUUCUUUCAGCAGCAGCAACAGCAGCAGGAGAAAGACCAUGCUCUGUUCAGCCCCCUUUAUCUGGCGCCUCAGGCAGACCGUCUGAAGCAGCAACAACAACAACGACAAAACCAACUGCAAAAUGCGUUGCAGCGGCAGCCUCAACAUUGUCAGCCGCAACGGGAACAGCAAAACCGAUCGAAUCCCCGCCCCCCGCAGCAGCGGGAGGGGGGGUUUGUGUAUCUGGACAAGUUGAGCCCUAUUGUCUCUGUAGAACAAAAUUUUGACUGUCUCCUCAUCCCGCCUUUUCACUGCAGCCGCAGCACCAGUGACACAUUUUAUCUAAACCCCUACUUCUCCCUCCCCCACCGACAACUCGCAGCGCUUGACCAGCAGCAGAGCAGCAGCAGCAGCAGCAGCAGCAGCAUCAAACCCUCCAACAGCAUCACCGAUGCCAGCAACCCCGAAAGUAGCAGCGACAACAAGAGGAUGUUGCUGCUGCGCACGCACGGAACAGCUCACCAAGCGCGGUUGCUGAGCCUUGGGGUGCAGCAGGCGUUGUGGUGUGGGCCUGUGGCUCGGCGAGACAGAUCGGACAAAACUCAUUUUCCUGUCUUUCACCAGGGAGAUGGCAUCUGCAUUUUUAGCCCCACGCCCUCCUGCUGCGCUGAAGAGACGCCCCAGCAGCUGCAGCGACAACAGAACCAAAAGACGAAGUGUUCUCCCCUCUCCCUCCAGCUUCUCCAGACGCAGCACCGCGCUGUGCUCUCGGCUGUCUCUCUCGCCGCACAAAUCCGGCAGCAGGAGGAGCAGCAGCAGCAGGAACUGCAGCAGGAGUACCAGGACAUGCAUGCGUCUCUGGAGAAAGAUGCGCAUGCUGCGGGUUUGGAUGUUGGAGACGUCUUUUCUCUUUGUUCGUUUGCCUGCUUCAAAGAGACCAACCCUUACAGAGAUAAUCCCGUCGUGCUGCAAUUGCAGCUCACCUUGGAAAAGCUCAUACGCUUCUUGUGGGCCCAUAGAACACAAGCGGAUAUUCAGCUGCAAGCCAGCAGCAGCAACAACAGCAGCACUAGCAGCAAGGUCGAAUUGCGCUGGGUGUACAAUGCGGAGUUUCCCUUCACACAUCCUUCCUUAGAGCUGGAAGUUCUUCACGACGGGCACUGGCUGGAAGUUUUGGGUGCAGGCGAAAUAAAACCCCAAAUCAUUGCUGCUGCGUGCGCAGCGCAGCAGCAGCAACGCCAGCAGCAGCAGCAACAGCAGGGACCUUCUCGACUGCCAGAUGCACGGCAACCGCGGGAGCAGGACGGUGACGGGGGGAAGCAGCAGGACUUGCUGCGGCAUCUGCCUGAAGGGUAUGUGGGGCUGACUUUGCAUGCAGCGAGUCGAGGGUGGGCAUACGGUUUGGGGCUGGAGAGGCUGUGCAUGCUGCUAUUUUCCAUAGACGACAUCCGUCUCCUUUGGUCUCAAGACCUGCGUUUCACUCAGCAGUUCUCCCACGGCAAGGUCUGCCCCUUCGUGCCCUUUUCUCACAUGCCCCCUGUUUAUAAGGACAUCUCUUUCUGGCUCCCCCAACAGGUCCUUAGCAGCCGCGAGAACAGCAGCAGCAGCAACAGCAGCAGCAACAAGGACGUCAGUGAAGUCAUUAUUAGCCAAGACAUCAGCAGCAGGAACAAUGAAGCCAGCGACGACAGCAGCAUGACAGACAGCAGCAACAGCUGCCGCAGCAACAAAACGAACCAGUCCGCGUUGAAGGAGUUUGACUUGUGUGCAUUUAAAGAAAUUUGCAAGGAUGUGGGGGGAAAUCUAAUAGAGAACGUUCAAAUACAAGACAGCUUUAUGCACCCUGUUUCCUUGCAAAAAAGUCUCUGUCUCCGCAUCACCUAUAAGGCCCCAGAUCGCACCCUCACACAUGCCGAGGUGAACGCUAUGCAGGCAGAAAUCUGCACUCUGUUGCAGCAAAGAUUCAAUGUGCGGCUGAGGUAA